AUGGCAUAUGCGUACGCUCUUGCGUGUCUUGCUUGUGGUUGGUGUAACUCUGUUUGUCAGAACGCGGGGCCAACGACCAACUGGGACAACAUUAGUUUCAACCCCACUGACAGCAGCGACGACCCUGAUUGUUCAGUUGACCCAGAUUUCGCCUUCCUGAACAACGUGGACAAGCCUACUCCUCUCAACUGGAACUGGGGAACAGUGAACAACAACGGCAUCUUCGGAUACGGAAAGAACCGUUGA
This is a messenger RNA of Guillardia theta CCMP2712, 246 nucleotides long. RefSeq lists its product as hypothetical. The transcript has 3 exons. NCBI's taxonomy places the organism in Eukaryota, Cryptophyceae, Pyrenomonadales, Geminigeraceae. The coding region runs from base 1 to 246 and encodes 81 amino acids. The record is from RefSeq and is a predicted model, not a curated record.